CUGCUGCUUCUGACAUUGAGUUCAAUGGGUUUAACAAAUGCAGAAAGCGCAUCGACAAAGGAACCUUUCACUUUACCUUCCAAUUGCACAAAAAGAUGCGGUAAUAUCAGCAUCGAGUACCCUUUCGGGAUAGGCAAUGGUUGUUAUCGUCCUGGCUUUAAUCUUACUUGCACGAACUAUACCAACCAACCUCCAAGGCUCUUCUUGGGUGAUGGAAAAUUCGAGAUCACUAGAAUCGAUUUGGAUAAUGGGACCGUGAGCGUCAUGACACCCAUUAUCACCAUGGGUGUAGAUGAGGAGUUCAUUAAUGUUACUUUAAUUGAUCUUCAGAAUUUGCCUUGCUCUUUAAAAUCAUUGGAUCUGCGGAAUUAUUACCCAAGAUAUACAUAUAAUCGUUUGUAUGUGUCUGGUUGCAGCGUGGUUGCCGACCUAGUGGAUCCCACCACCAAUAGGACUAUCGAUACAUCUUUUAUUCUACAGCCGGUGAAUGGCUGUCCAACCAAAUGUGGGAGUGUUGACAUCCCUUUUCCAUUCGGGCUAAACGAAGGGUGUUAUAGAGACCAAUCAUUUGCUCUAACGUGCAACCACACGUCAAAUCCUUCCACUCUUCUCUUCCAAGAGGAUUACAUAGUGCACAGUAUAUUAUUGAAGAAAGGGCAAUUAGAAGUUGAGUAUAAAUACAAUGAAGCCGACGGCUAUACCUAUACAACUACACCUUUCACUUUCGUUGACGAGCAGCCCAUUGUUAGUUGGGUCAUUGAGAAUCAACAUUGCAAGGAUGCUCAAAGCAAUAGGACCACGUUUGCUUGUGUCGAUGAACACAGCUUAUGUCUGGACAUUAACACCACAACAAGCGAUGGUCAAAAUAUCUUGGGGUACCGUUGCAAUUGCUCCACAGGUUACGAAGGAAAUCCAUACCUUAGUAAUGGAUGUACAGAUAUCGAUGAGUGUAAAUUCCCCGACAGAUACAUCUGCAAUGGGGUUUGUAAUAACACGAUGGGCAGUUAUAGCUGCACAUGUCCACGAGGGACAACUGGUGAUCCUAAACGAGCAUGCAUCCCCGACAAAAAGCAGACUGUUCUAUUGGGUGUCAUCAUCGGCGUAAGCAAUGGCGUGGGCCUAUUUCUGUUGAGUACUAGUUUGAUCAUCCUUAGGAGGAAAUGGAAGAAAAGAAAACAAAAGAGAAUAAGAGAAAAACACUUCCGUCAGAAUCAUGGUUUACUGCUACAACAACUAAUUUCUUCCCGUGAAGAUGUUGCUGAGAGAACAAAGAUAUUUCCUCUGGAAGAGGUCGAAAAGGCAACCAAUAAUUUUGAUGAAACUCGAGUGAUCGGUCGUGGAGGACACGGAACAGUUUACAAAGGGAUUCUGUCGGAUCAACGCGUAGUCGCCAUAAAGAAGUCAAAGAUUGUGAAGAAGAGCGAGAUAGAUCAAUUCGUCAAUGAGGUUGCAAUUCUUUCUCAAAUUAAUCACAGAAACGUGGUAAAGCUUUUUGGAUGCUGCUUGGAGACCGAAGUGCCCUUAUUGAUCUAUGAAUUUAUCUCAAACGGAGCUCUUUCGGACCAUCUCCAUACUUCAGAUGGUAGUUCUGCAUUGUCAUGGGAAGCUCGUCUGAGGAUCGCUGCAGAAACCGCAGGAGCACUUGCUUAUUUGCACUCGGCUGCUUCAAUAUCUAUUUUACACAGGGAUGUAAAGUCAUCGAAUAUUCUCUUGGAUGAUCACUUCACAGCAAAAGUAUCAGAUUUUGGAGCUUCAAGAUUUAUUCCACUUGAUCAAACUCAUAUAGUCACCGGUAUUCAAGGGACCUUUGGAUACUUGGAUCCAGAGUAUUAUCAAACAAGUCAAUUGACAGAAAAGAGCGAUGUUUAUAGCUUUGGGGUCAUUCUUCUGGAGCUUUUAACGGGAAAGAAACCUAUUUUCUCCAUCGAACAUGAGAAUAAACAGAACCUGUCAAUGUAUUUUCUCCAAGAACUGAAAGAGAAGCGCUAUUUUGAUCUCGUGGAGGAUCGUGUUAUGAAAGAAGGGACUAAACAAGAGCUUAUAGAAGUUAUUCAACUAGUAGCAACGUGCUUGAAAUUUAAAGGAAGUGAAAGGCCUACAAUGAAGGAAGUGGAGUAUAAACUACAAAGCCUAAGAAGGAUUCGAAAGAAUGGGGUACGUCAUAUUGCAGAAGGUAAUGAAGAAACUGAGUGUCUACUGAGCGAUCCAUCUUAUACUUUGUCUGAUUCAGUUGACCAAGCAACCGAAGGGACAUCCAGGAAUUAUAGCUUAGAAAAUGAAUUCAUGUGGUCACAUUAUAACCCACGGUGAGUAUGCGUUAUACUAGUAUUUACAUUUGUAUGUAUUGACAACAUAACCUAGGUCA
This is a messenger RNA of Musa acuminata subsp. malaccensis (wild Malaysian banana), 2365 nucleotides long. The record is from RefSeq and is a predicted model, not a curated record. Lineage: Eukaryota; Viridiplantae; Streptophyta; Magnoliopsida; Zingiberales; Musaceae.